GGGGGCGGAGCCGGAAGUGGUUGCGUGUGGCGUCACCGCGCACGGCUCCCGGCUGGCGUCACCGGAAAGAAGAAGCCGGUUGUUCGUGAGGGCGAAGAGAAGAAGGGCAGGAAGUGAGGCGGGAGAUUCACGGCCGUGUGCAGGUGUGCCCUUCCUACGUCAGCGUUCCUUCUGACUGCAUCAUAACCAGCAAGGAGAACAACUGAAGGCUCUUCCCGAGGGCCUGGUGUAGCCCGUCACCGCACAGGUCAUGCUGAGGAGCUGCCGUUGGCUGGCCAAGGGGCUCGCUCGCUGGGCGGCCCCCAGUGAUGCCUCGCGGGUGGUAGCCGCGUCCGAGGGAGCCUUGCAGUAUUCCUCCCUCAUGUCAAUCUGGAAUCCCACACUCUUGCUCUCUCAGUCUGAGAAGGCGAAGGACCAUGCCCUCCCUAACUGUAGCUGGAGCCAGGAAAUGUUGCAUCAGUUCAACAAAUUUACAGAGAUGGUAGAAGGCGGAACAUGGAAAAAGCUGCCUUCUUAUCGGCAUACUCUGGAACACGUUCCAGAAAAGAUAAGGCAAGAGCACAAGUUGGAGAAGGACACACGCGCACGUCAUUUCCUCAGGAACGUCGACAUUGAAGGCAUGGGCUUUGAAUAUGCCAUGUUCUUCAACCCGUCAGAGCAAAGGAUGGUGUGCGUCUUCCAGCCAGGAAUUUAUCUCGAGGGACAUCCAGGGUUUGCCCAUGGCGGCUCCACAGCCACCAUUCUGGACGCCACGUUUGGGUCCACUGCUAUCUGCGUUGCCGGCAGGGUGAUGACCGCUAACCUCACCAUCGACUACAAGAGCCCCAUCCCUCUGGGCUCUGUAGUCCUAGUGAAGUGCAAGCUGGACCGGACGGAGGGCAGGAAGUUGUUCUUCACCGGCGCAGUGCGGAGCGUUGACGGGCAGACCCUCCACGCGGAGGCCACGGCUCUGUUCAUCCAACUGCAGUCAAAGAAUCCCUCCAGUGAUAAUCAGAUGCCAAGUCGCCCUCCUGAGCCUGCCCGCGGGAGCUAGUUCUUCGCCUGAAACCAACGCCUUGAGCAACGUUCCUUGUCUCUUUCACCUCUUUGAAUCCCAAUCGUGCCUCUUCUCCUGUCCCGUAUCCCGUGGUUGAUGCUGCCUUCGGGUUAUGCUUGUUACCCAGAAUGACCGGUGCUGGUGUCUGGGAGACCUUCCGUGCGCCCGGCCUCUGUGCCCUAGAGGGUGACCUCUGUCCAUCCAAACAAAGCCAGCCUUCUGCACUUAUUCAAGGGCAUCUCCGUCGUCUCCUGCGUAUCUGUCUUCCUUUGUUCUGCCAACUCUCCCAUUUCCUUGGCAACAUGCCUGCUCUUCCCAGAAAGAAAAUCUUCCUCGGACUGCACGUGUGUGGAUAUUGUGAUCCUGGAAAGAUGGGUUCUUUUGUAUAUACAAGAUAGCCCGUUGUCCCAGAUGAAAGAAUUUGGACCAAAUCAUACUUAACCUGGUGCAGUCUCUUCUGGGAUGGAUAAGAAAGUUUUCUUGAAGGUAGCAUUUAGUAUGCAGAGAAAACUUCUGAUAAGUGAGGUGGCGUAUUAAUAUAUUCACGUGGACCCAGGUUAACUCUUUGCAACAUGGUUACUUUGUGAGUAUGGAAGGUACGCUCUGCAUUCCGGCUUCCAGCAAGUCCGGGGGCACUUUUAGACGUACAAAAGACAGCAAGGCGGCUCUCAAAACAGCUGUAAAAGCCAAAUAAAAAUGAAAAAAAGUCAGAUCAGUUCCCAAUAAAUGUGUGUGUUUCUAAUAGGUUUCGAGAGACGUCAUCGAGGGCAAUUGACGUUCUUUCAAGCUUUCAAAUCAGACUCUGAGUUCUGUGCUUCUAACUCACUCGCUGGAACUGUUAGAAAGUUCCAAUCUUACAAACUACAAGCCUUUCUUUGGAGAUCUAUAUUUGACUUUACACCUGAAUGUUUGGGACGUGGUUCUUCUCGAACAGCCGAGCUUCACUGGAAAAGCUGCCUUACGGGUAUUUUUGGCAGUGCAGGAUUAAUUCCACUUGGUUUACAAGAGGCUGUUUUGUAAGCAAACUCUCACCACGAGGCUUGAAAUCCUUCGCUGUUUAUGUGGUCUUAGCAAUGCGCCUCCUCAUUCCCAUCGAGAGGCAGAGGAGAAAUAUAACCAAGACGUAGAGAGCGAGAGAAAAGAAUUUCCAACAGAGGAAACGCUGCUAUAUCUUCCAUUUUAACAAAUGAGCGUUUAAACAGAUAAGUAAAUAGUGAACGACUUCCUUCUUCCGAAAGAGCACUUAAUAUUACUGUUAUUUAUUCUUUUACCGACAGGGUAUUCUUUAUAGGCUGGAUUGGUUAGCUCUGUGUUGGAGAUGAGAUUCCGUUUGUGUGUGCGUCUAUUUGAGAUCAUUUUUUUUAUUGUUCUAAUGCUGUAAUUCCUUACAAUGUAAUUCAAGCCACGUAAUUGCCUUUAGUACGGACAGUACAUUCCCCGUGUUCUUCUCCAUCUAUGAUUUUAACUAUGCCCAUCCAUCUUUUCUGGGGCCUUGGGAACAUGUACCUUUCCCAGGGUACCCAAUAUUCCUAAUAAGGAUAUUGGGUGCCUUGGGAAAUAUUUUCCCUAAUUCCAGCUAAGCUGCUGUACCAUCAUUCCCGCCAUUUGUGGGCUGGGGACAGAGGGUUCGGAAGUUCUCCGCAGGGUUGUGAGAAGCCCAGUUACAAAUAAAUGAAGGAGGCGGGUGGAUUCCCCC
Elgaria multicarinata webbii is the source of this 2732-nucleotide messenger RNA. RefSeq names its product thioesterase superfamily member 4 (gene THEM4). The transcript is spliced from 7 exons. The record is from RefSeq and is a predicted model, not a curated record. Bases 251 to 1033 code for a protein of 260 amino acids. NCBI's taxonomy places the organism in Eukaryota, Metazoa, Chordata, Lepidosauria, Squamata, Anguidae.